CAAAUAAAAAGAGCAAGGAUUUCUGAUAAACCUGGUUUCUUCUAUUCAUUAUAUUCUAUCAAUAAAAUCAAAUCCGAUAAAAUAGCUUAAACUUAUUACUUAAAAAUCCUAAUCAUUGUUUACAAUGUCCGGACCCGAACAAUUACAUAUAUCUGUACCUCAUUCAGAGCAUUAUAAUCCAUACGCUCACCGUAACAGCCGCUGUAGCAUAUCUUCUGCUGGCUCCUCAAAUUCCCCGCUAUCACCCAGAGAUGGUAGUUGGUCUACUGAAGAAAACCAUCGACGAUCUGCAAAGCGUGGCGUUAGUACUUUUAUUAGCAAACUCUUUAGCAUGGUUGGUGACGGUCGUAACCAGCAUCUGAUCUCUUGGAAUCCGAGUGGUUCGUCGUUUUUGGUCUGCAAUGCCACACGUUUUGCUCAAGAAGUGUUGCCUGAGCACUUCAAGCACUCUAACUUCUCCAGCUUUGUUCGACAAUUAAAUAUGUACGGCUUCCACAAGAUAAACAAAUCUCCUCGUGGUCAAAGAGGCAAUAACGAAAAUGAAAUAUGGGAAUUCUCGCAUCCCAAGUUUCAAAGAGGACGUCUCGACUUAUUAGAAGACAUUAAACGCAAAGCUAUGGAUUCUGAGCUUCUUCGACGUGAAACGGGCGAUAUCCAUGCUUCUUUUGCUAUGGUACAAUUAUCGCAAGCUGAUCUGCUCCAACAAUUUCGUGUCUUGCAAGAAAAUUUUACAAACUUAAUACAAGGCUUUGAAGAAAUGAAGAGAGUACAAUUACAACAACAGAUCAUGAUCCGAAGACUAGCAAAGGGUCAAGGCAUCACCAUCGCAUCGCCUUGUAAGUUGCUGGCUUGUGCUUUAUUUUAUCCACAGUAAUGAAUAUGUGUAGACUAACGUCUGUGUCUAUUUUCCUCUUUCCCAUCAUUAUUCAGUGCUCAAUGAUUACGAAAUCAGUAACUCACAAC
Mycotypha africana is the source of this 963-nucleotide messenger RNA. Its product is annotated as HSF-type DNA-binding-domain-containing protein. The record is from RefSeq and is a predicted model, not a curated record. Gene Ontology annotation, biological process: regulation of DNA-templated transcription. Bases 125 to 874 code for a protein of 249 amino acids. Gene Ontology annotation, molecular function: sequence-specific DNA binding; DNA-binding transcription factor activity. The transcript has 2 exons. NCBI's taxonomy places the organism in Eukaryota, Fungi, Mucoromycota, Mucoromycetes, Mucorales, Mycotyphaceae.